AUGACCCUUUUGCUGGCAGGCCGUAAGGAAAUGACGCAAACCGGUUACCCCUGGGAAACCCAGAAACAAGUUAUAGCAACGAUUUCAAAUCAUGCAGACCGGCCCAUGUAUGAUCGCUUCCUUCGCCAAUGCUCUGGGCCUCACUCGAUGGCAACGUCUCAAACGACCCCAAUUGUAUACCCUAACCCAGUUCACCCUCUUCCUUCUGGCACAGCAAUAGCACACGAAGCCACCAGGGCUCCAUUAAAUUUGCAAUAUUCACUCGGUCAGCCGAUAUCCUAUCCACUUGACUUUUCGGAUCCGGCGAUAGCUGAAACAGCGCAAUCUCAUUGCCAAGUCAACUCUGGAAUCUGGCCCAUAGACGCCAUGCUAGCUCAACUCCCGAUCGACUAUUUUGGGCCAUAUGCAUCG
Molecule: messenger RNA, 411 nt
Organism: Protopolystoma xenopodis
Lineage: Eukaryota; Metazoa; Platyhelminthes; Monogenea; Polystomatidea; Polystomatidae
Source: the annotation of a GenBank genome assembly